Messenger RNA from Vombatus ursinus (common wombat), 3010 nucleotides. It is a transcript of the gene SAMD11, whose product is annotated as sterile alpha motif domain containing 11. Lineage: Eukaryota; Metazoa; Chordata; Mammalia; Diprotodontia; Vombatidae. Gene Ontology annotation, biological process: positive regulation of transcription by RNA polymerase II. Gene Ontology annotation, molecular function: RNA polymerase II cis-regulatory region sequence-specific DNA binding; protein binding; DNA-binding transcription activator activity, RNA polymerase II-specific. The record is from RefSeq and is a predicted model, not a curated record.
UCUCGGCAGCUCCCGACUUCCAGCCCUUCCUGGACCACGGCGAGCCGUGCAUAGAGGUGGAGUGCGGCGACAACCGAGCGCUGCUCUAUGUGCAUAAGCUUUGCCAGGGGAGCAAGGGCCCCUCCAUCCGCUACCGCGGCGAGUGGCUCACCCCCAACGAGUUCCAAUUCGUCAGCGGCCGCGAGACAGCCAAGGACUGGAAGCGGAGCAUCCGCCACAAAGGGAAAAGUCUGAAGACCCUUAUGUCCAAAGGCAUCUUACAGGUUCAUCCUCCCAUCUGUGACUGCCCCGGGUGUCGAAUUUCCUCGCCAGUGAACCGGGGUCGCCUGGCUGAGAAGAGGACAAUCCCACUGCCCCCCACCAGGAUCCCAAAGAAGGAGCUGAGCUCGAUUUUCUCAGCCAGUGAUGGGGACAGUGAUGGGAGCAGCCCAGCCCAUGGGCAUCGGCCAGAUGUGAAGCAAGAGGACGACGUGCACAUCAGUAUCAUGAAGAGAAGGGUACACACUCACUGGGAUCUGAACAUCUCCUUCCGAGAGACGUCUUGCAGCCGUGACAGUGACCUCUCUACCAUCAUCUCCAAUCUGCACCAGAGCCGCCACCUCGUUAUGCCUGAGCGCCAAAGCCGCUGUGAAUUCCAGAGAAGCAGCGUCGAGAUUGGCCUGGGUCCAGCAGAUGACCUUUUAGGCAAAAGGCGGGGCUGCUCCCCCAGCAGCGGCGGCAGUGACCGCCCCUCGGAGAAGAAGCCCAGGAGUGAGUCCCCCAAGGAGCCCUCCCCCUCCCCUCUCCGAGAGGAGCCCCCUCCCCAGAUGACCCCGGAGGAACACUACCGAAGGAUGAUGUCCGCCCUCAGUGAGCCGGGCGCCUUUGAGGAACAGCAGCGUCUGUACCAGCUCGCCAGCACCGUGGGCCUGCCUAGCCACAGUGAUCUCUUGAGGCUCAGGCAAGAGGUUGCAGCUGCAGCUGCCGUGAGGAGCCCCGGGGCUUUGGAGCCCCAUCUCCCUUCAUCCUCCAGCAGUUCUACGGGUGCUGGAGUUGGAGGCGGGGCUGGAGGGGGGUCCGGGCAGCGCCGGAAGCAGGGCCUUCCCCCCCACAGGGAGACAGCUGUCACUGGGCACUUCUCAGAUAGGGACCUGACCCAUCCAUCACUGCUGUCGCCCCAGAAUGCCCCCCACAUCGCCCUGGGACCCCACCUCAGACCCCCCUUCCUGGGUGUGCCUUCAGCUCUGUGCCAGACCCCAGGAUAUGGCUUCCUUCAGCCAGCUCAGGCUGAGAUGUUUGCCAGACAGCAAGACAUCCUCCGAAAACAGAGCCUGGCCAGGCUGGAGAUGUCAGCAGAACUACUUAGGCAGAAGGAGUUGGAGACCCUGCACAGGCCUAGGCUGCUGACUGGGGACCCACUGGGGCUGCCCCAGGAACACCCUGCUCUUCGAUCCCAUGAAGGCCCUGAGAGCCACUCCCUGCCCCCCUCCUCUCUACAUGAGGACCUACAGCGCAGGCGUAGUGCCAUGCUGGUGCUGAGGCACAGUUCGGCACCCCUCUUGGCCCUGCCCCCCCACGGAGCCCCCUGCCCGGGCCCAGGCCCCCCAACACCCCCCAGAGAACAAGCCCGGCAGCGUCCUGCUGCCCGAAAAGGGAUCGGAAGGCCUGGAGAGGCCAAGGAAGCCAGUGGUCCGGGAGUCCGGGCCCAGGACAGCCCGGAUGAGUCCAAGGAGUCGGAUGGCGAGGAGGCUCCCCGCCGCACCUGUGAUGGCCCGAAGGACACAACCGGUGGGCCCAGUGGCGAUUCUCCAGGGCAUGGCCUGGGAGGCAGGGCUGAGGGGAAGGGACCCCUCCUGGGUGCCCAUUGCCCCCCCCCUCUGCCUCUGAGCCUCCCUUACGCCAUAAGCCCCUACUUUCACGCAGGCACCAUGGGGGGACUGUUCUUGGACAGUGGGGAGGAGACUGUGGGCCCUGAAGACGUCAGCAAGUGGACAGUGGAUGACGUGUGCACUUUCGUGGGUGGCCUGGCUGGCUGUGGAGAGUAUGCUCCGGUAUUCAGAGAACAGGCCAUCGAUGGGGAGACACUGCCCCUGCUGACCGAAGAGCACCUGCUGACUACCAUGGGGCUGAAGCUGGGCCCUGCCCUGAAGAUCCGAUCCCAUGUGGCCAAGCGUGUGGGCAGACUCUUCUACAUGACCAGCUUCCCCGUGGCCCUCCCUCUGCAGGCCCCAGGCCUUCGGGGGACAACGGACAGGGAGGUGGAGGGAGAGCGUCAGCCCUCCUCCCCAGCCCACACCGCGUCCCCCUUUGGGGGCAGCUUCUCGGCAAGCAGAGGAUCCCCUAAACAAGAGAACGGUACUCCCUCCCUGCUGGUGGGGAUGGGGGAUGUGCCCAAGACUCCCUCCUAACUCCCCAGGACUGCCUGGCCAAGGGCAGCUGUGGACCACCUCACCCCUGGCCCUGCCAGGCGGGCUGGGGAUCUGGCCCCGGGGGCGUUCCCUGCCUUGCCCAGCUUUGUAUUUUUGAGGCCAAAAAAAAAAAAGGAAGGGGGGGGGAAACCCAGGAAAGCAGGACUGUGAGGCCCAGGAGGAGAGGGGAAAAAUCCAAAGAAUUUCUGGAAGCAGCUUCGAGGGUCUGAAGCAGAGACAAACAGCCAAGCUUGGGGAGGCCGGCUGCCUCCACACCCCCCAGACUGGACUCAGUUCCUGAUUCAGGUGUCUAUGCAUUUCUAGCAACUUCAAACAAUACCAAAGACAGACAAAAGCCACGGCAGAAGUGGGCAGGCUGAGGGAGCUUCUAGGCCUCUAGGGCAGCCGCCGUCUGGCCAGGCUGAGAGGCAGAGGGACUGUGGGCUUGGCCUCCCGGCAAGUGGAGGCACUCAUGUGGAUUGGAGGCCUGAGCUCUGAACUGACAGUACCCCCCUUCCCCCCAAACUGCACGUGCCACCCACUUUUUUCUUAAAUAGACUUCUCGGUACAUUUAAGCUUCUUUAUACUGUAAAGAACAAACCAAUAAAAGCCUGACAUCUGAA